GUAGAACGGGCUUUAUAGGCAUUUUUUGGUUUCUUUCUACGGCUGCGUUUCGUUUCAAAAUUCGUCGAGAAGAUGGCGUUUCAAUUUUGAUGCCGAGAGUGCCGAAUGUGUUAUUAAUGCGUAUACGUUAUAUUCGCAUGUGUAUAUUACUGAGAGGUAUUCUUUGAAAGCGCGGUUUUCUCUUAACCUUGAAGAUGCGCGGGCAGUCAUCGAGAUUGUGGUUGAAUUCAUAAACAAUUGAAUGAAUUGAAUGUGAAGUACGCUAUGACCAGAGAGCGCAAUUAACCCCCACGAUUGUACUCUAAAUUGGAUAGAAAUCCUGAUACUUUGUCCUGUAAAGGACAGAAAACCAACGGGCCAAAGAAAAAGAAUGUCAAGUAACGUGGAACCGUAGACCAGAAUUAUUGCAGUGUCGCUGAUUAAGUUAUUAAUUUGAUUCGUGUGUCCUUCGUUUAUUUGUUAAUUUUUUUAAAUAUCAGCCGCUGAUUAAUUGCGAUCGGCUCGCACUUCGAUCAUGUGGAGAAAUACUGAUUAAUCUCGUCAACUCUGCAGUGACUUCGUGUAUAAUGCAGACGUUUGCCGAACGAAAGACAUAACAAGAACAAUCAAGAACGCCGCAAGAACUUGCUUACCACUUUUAUGGAAUGUACAAAAAGGAAUGUGAAACUGUCGUUGUUGGAUGCGGAAAAGGAAGAUUGAGUAUGUUUCUUAUGUAAUCCUGAAUCGAUUUGGGACUUGCAAACCAUAUGCGCCGCUGUAAUGGAUUCCUUUCCCAAAAAGGAUAGCAAGAGAAGUACCAACAAGCUUGAAAAACGUGUUUUACCAUCUCAGGUGCAACGAAUAAAAAGAACUAAAGAGGUACAAAGAAAUCUCUCGACACUAUGUGACAAAGAGGAUGAUGAUUCUUCUGAAAAGUCAUUUAUCACUGCGAGAACUGCGCAAACAAAUCGUCGCAUGAAUCAUGUUGCGAACUCCGUGAUUCACCAAAAAGUAUUGGAAGUUGAACUGACAGAUUCGUCCAGCGAAGAUUCAUCUAGCGAAGAUUCGUCCAGCGAAGAUUCGUCUGUCUCACAUAAAAAAAAUAAUCGAAAAGAGAGAGAUCGAACGAUGAAAUUUAGCAAUUCCGUAUCGAAAAGUUCAAAAUUGGUAAAAGGAAAGAACACAUUGAAGAGAUAUGUACCUAGUGACUCGGAUAAUGAUUCCACCAAUAUGUCGUCGAUUAAACCAAUUGCAGAGAAACGUAAUGCUAAAUCUGAAAAAAUAGUGAGACGAAAAACGAACAGUCGUGCAUGUUCCUUCGACAGCGAAAGCAAUGAGGAUGAUACGACAACGAAUAAAACGUCAAGUGUAUUAAGGAGAACUUCAAAGGAUAAUAAACAACAGCAUAGGAAAAUGGAUAAUUUUCACAACGCAAGAUCGAAUGACAAGACGAAGAGAUACGACUCAACCGACAGCAAAUCUGAGGACGAGGAGUUUAAAAAGCAAAAUAAAAGGAAAACUCAGGAAGACGAAGGAAAAUGCGGCAAGUUAUCAAUGCAGCGGCAGUUCUCUAAGAUUCAAGAAGAUGAUUCGGAUAAUAGUUCUAGCAAGGAAUUCCAGAAGGUAAAACUUCAGAAAGUGAAUCGCAACAAAUAUUCUAAAAAGCAAUUGGUAGAUUUGGAGAGAGAUUAUACCAAAUCACCUCGUGGGAAGAAUUUCACGGAUAAUAGGAGUUUAAACGACAGUUUAAACGAACAAUCGGAUCGGAAUCUUGAUAAUAUAACAAAGAUUUUAGAAGCCUUCAAGGAAAUUUGUUCUAACUUUCAGACGCAUAUGGAAGCUUUGAAGCAAAUGUAUGGCAAGAAGGACGUAGAACAAUACGUACUGAAGUCUAUAGAAAAAGUUGACAAGUUAAAGACGAUGUUGGAAAAGAAGCAGAAGGAUUUGACCGAUUCUUAUCAAUUGUGGAUUAAGAGUAAAAGAAGAGAAUCUGGUCAUUCGAGCAAAGUAGACAGUGAUAACGAACAACUCUCGGAAAAAGGUGAAGAGCGCAUGAUGAACAAGAAUAAAUAUGUCUCCAGCGAUAUGAAGGACGGAGACCGAACGGCCGUGUCUGAAUGCGACAGCGAGGAAAUAUUUUCGGCGAACGAAACGGAAUCAUCACGGAAGAUACCAACAACUUCACGCAAAAACGCAACAGAUGCAUCGAGAACAGAAAAUUAUAUAAACAAUAAUGAAAUUAACACUGACACUCAAGAUGAAAUGUCAAAUGCAUCGAGGAGUGAUGAUAGAAAUGAUAGAGAUGGGCGAGACGAUGUGACAGCUUCCCCCGUAUUAGGUUUAAAGGAGAGGAAAAAUAACACGGAACGGUCGAGUAUAAAACAAUCGUUCUCACAAUGCGAUAAGAGUAACAACGAGAUGGAUGAAAAUUCUAAUGCCAAUAGCAAGCAAGCAAAUAUUAAAAGUUGUAAUGAGGAAAUUGAGAUAGAAAGUUCUUUAAGAAAUGAUUGUAAGAGUGUGACAUUGAAAAAUAAUGAAACGGAUCGAUCAAACAAUAGAGUUAUCAACGAAUCAAUGGACAUGUUUGAUACAUCUUUCGAGGAUACAGAAAAGAGUAAAUCAAAAGUUGAUAUUGAUAUGAAAAAGAGCACUGAAAAAGGAGAAUUUUCGCAUACAUAUAAAUCUUUAGAUUCUCGCGAUGGCUCUAUGCAAGAUAAAGCAAAAGUCUCAAGCGAAAAAGAGAAGAUGCCUCUUUUAUCUGAUGAUAAUAAAGGAGAGAAAAAUUCAUCGAAUCAAAAUAAUCAGAGGAAGAUGACACCCGUCACCAAUGAGAAAGUUUACGAUUGUUCAAAGAAAACGAAUACCGAUGACAACGAGUCUCUCGAUGACGCCGAAACAUUAGCGAAACAGAAUUUACUGGCGACAACGACGGAUUCCGAUACAUCGGAAACAUCUGACGAGGCUGAAGCAUUGGCGAAAAAGGCUUUAUUGGCGACAGAUUCCGACACGAUGGACGUUCUUGCCGAUAAAAAAGUACUCAACCCAGCUAAAGAUUUAUUCGUAAAUGAUACUAAUCGAACUGAAAAGAAAAACGGAACGGAAGACAAUGAUUCCGAUGUCAAUAGCGUCAGUACGGUAAAAUUUUCGACUUUUAUAAAAAAAACAGAUACUAAUGCUGAAGGGAAUGUUGCAGAAAAUAAGAUAUCUUGCAAAGAAAUUAAUUCUUCGGAUGAGGACGCUAAGAGAGAAGAAGUUGCCAAGAGUGCUCUCUUAGCAUCGACUUCAGACGAUUCUAUACAUUUGUCAUCGGAAAAACUUUGUGACGAUCAAUUGGACAAAUUAGACCAAGAGAUAAACUCCUCUGAUGAGAACGCCAAGAAGGAACAGGCCGCCAAGAAAGCUCUUUUGGAAUCGAAUUCGGAGGAUUCUAUAUUUUUAUCGUCGUUAUCGUCAUCGGAAAAAUAUAGUGAUGGUCAAUUAGAUAAAAGAUCUCGUCGAGAAGCAACUUCUUCAGAUGAGAGUUCUAAGAGAGAACAAGCCGCCAAAACGACUUUAUUGGAGUCGAAUUCAGAUGAUUCCGCGCUCGUAUCGUCGAAGUCGGAGAAAUCCACUGACAAGAAAUCCGAAUUGGAUUCUUCUGAAAAAAAUUACUUUGCGAAGAUAAAACUCUUAGCAUCUUCCGAUGAAGAUUCCAAUUCCGAACAAAUUUUGCCAGAAAGUACAAUAAGCGCUCUGAAAAACACUAAACGUAAUCGCGAGCCUGAGAACGACGAGGAGUCUAUGGUCUCCAGGAAGAGAAGAAAGCUUAAACUGAAUAAAAAUUCUUACUACAGAAACGAUAAAAAAUUGAGGAUGUCUUGCAGAGUUCAUUUAACGCGAUUGAGCACGGAAGUUCUUAAAUGCUAUUCGCGCGCAUUAAAAAAGUCAAGAGAGUAUCUGGAACAUAAGGAAUUCAAAAGUCUCGUUAAUCUGGAUAAACUUGAAAAAAGACGUACAAACAAUGCAAUGAAAGAUUUUGAUUCGUUGACGGAUUCUGACAAUUCGUCGUCGAAAGUUUCGAGAAAUUCAAAUAAACCUCGUAAAGAAAAGGCGAAAAUUAGAGAGGAGUCUUUGAUGGAUCAUUUGAAAAGUAUAGAAAACGGCGAUGUUGCAACGAUAGAAACGGAUUCUGAUACCGAAGAACCGAUUUGUCGAAUAAAUACUGUAGAUGAUGUACCUGUGUCUAAUGAGGCUUUAAUAUCAGAAGCAGAUAGAAUCGCAAAAGAGAAUCUUUUAAAUUCCUCUGAUUCAAAUGAAAAUGGAGUGAUAAUAGAUAGCGAUGAUAACAUAAAUGACGAUAAAAAUGAAGAUAAAACAGAGAACAAAAAGAAGAAAUAUCAGAAAAAGCCCGAGGAGAAAAUUUCAAAACAAGAUGACAACAAGAAAAACAAAAGCGAUUGGAGGCGAGACAAGUUAUUGACAGAUAAAUUUUCCGAUACUGAUUCUGAUACUGAGAGGAAAAAAUGGGGAAAAAAGCAGGAAAAAAUUGUAAACAAAUUGAAGGAAAAUAAUAGCAAUUCCGAUGACGAGGAAAAAGCGUUCAAAUCCAAGAAGAAGAAGAAGGCGGCUUGGCGAAGAAUUUUAGAUUCAGAUUCGGAUGUGAAAAUAAUGGAUUGUACUUCCGAUGAUUCCUCUAAAGCUUCAGACGAAUUUAAAGCAAAUUUAAGCGAUUCAGACGUCGCGAAGAAGGAAAAGGAAAAGUUGAGACGUAGGAGACGCAAACACGACAGCAAUUCAUCAGACACGGAUUCCUCGCUUACUGAGAAGAAACCAAAACCAAGACGAAAGCGAAUAAAGAAGAUGGCAUCUGAUAGUGAUAGUAGUAGCGUGGAAAUGAAAAAUUCACAGGGAUCUACGCCCGGUAAAAGUGGUCGAAAAAACAUACGGAAAGUUUUGAAGGACAAGCAAGUGGCAGAAGAUACAAAACUAGCUGCCAAGGAAGAAGAGGAGAGACUGAAACGUAUUGCUGAACGUCAAGCUCUUUAUAAUGAAAUGUAUGAGAUAAGGCUUGCUGGCGAAGAGAAAGUAGACAAGCUUGUAUUGGAUUUCGACACAGAAACAAAAGAGGAACUCGUUACCGUACAUGAGGAAUUGGUGAAGCGUCUAAAGCCACAUCAAGCGCAAGGCAUCAAAUUUAUGUGGGAUGCUUGUUUCGAAUCUCUAGAAAGAUUGAAGAAUACAUCCGGAUCUGGAUGUAUAAUCGCGCACUGCAUGGGUCUCGGCAAGACGUUACAGGUGAUUGCUCUGACGCACACUCUUCUUACUCAUGAGGCGACAAAUGUUAAGACAGUACUAAUAGUUUGCCCACUGAGCACGGUGCUAAAUUGGCUAAAUGAAUACAAAACGUGGUUGAGAGAUUUGGAUGAUAUCGAGGUAUAUGAACUAACAAAGUUUAAAAAAAAUUUUGAGAGAAAAUUUCAACUGCAGAGAUGGCAAAAGACAGGUGGUGUGAUGAUCAUCGGUUAUGAAAUGUUUCGUAAUCUUACGGGUCCAAAUAGAAAUAUUCGGAAGGGUAUGAAGGAAGUAAUAUUGGAGUGUCUGGUUGAUCCGGGUGCCGAUCUUAUUGUCUGUGACGAGGGCCAUUUAUUGAAGAAUGAGGAUACCGCGUUAAGUAAAUGCAUGAGAAAUGUGAAAACUCUGAGACGUAUAGUACUUACUGGGACGCCGUUGCAAAACAAUUUAAUAGAAUAUCAUUGCAUGGUGCAAUUUGUAAAGCCGAAUCUGUUGGGAACAAAAAAAGAAUUUUUAAACAGAUUUGUAAAUCCAAUAACAAACGGCCAGUUUGAUGAUUCCACUGCUUAUGAUGUCAAAUUAAUGAAGAAACGUGCACAUGUGUUGCAUAAAAUGUUGGAGGGUAGCGUACAAAGGUUUGAUUAUUCCGUGCUCACGCCGUUCCUACCUCCCAAACAAGAAUACGUUAUUUUUGUCAGAUUAACUGAUACGCAAAUUAAAAUGUAUCAAUAUUAUUUGGAGAAUCUUGCCAGACGAGGAGGUCAAGGAGGUCAAGGGGGAACUCUUUUCGCGGAUUUUCAAGCAUUGCAGAGGAUUUGGACACAUCCUGUGGUCCUACGUUUGAACGCGGAGAAAAUAGAAAAGGCUAAUGAGAAAAAGGAUCUUAGCGAUUCGGAGGGUUCAUUAAAAGAUUUUAUUAACGAUGACACUACCGAUGUAGAUAGCACCAGCAACAGUAGCAAUUCGAAUAGCGACAGUGACGUUCAGGCGAUCGAUGAAAAAGAUGUCCCGAAACGAAGAACGAGAAAUAAUCCUGGUGAGGAGGAACUAGAGGAAGAGAUAAAAGUAGAGCCUUCUACGGAAAUAGAAUGGUGGUCACAGUUUGUGCAGCCCGAGCAUUUUGAAGAUAUGCGAGUAUCCGCUAAACUAUUACUCCUCUUCGGAAUCCUAAAGGAGUCUGAACAGAUCGGUGAUAAAGUCCUCGUGUUUUCGCAAUCUUUGUAUUCUCUUACUUUAAUCGAAGAAUUUCUAAGAAGAAUAGAUGACCAGACUCAGAACGGCGAAUCCUGUGAGAAUCUGGAAAAUCAUACAGGAAGUUGGUCCCUAGGACUCGAUUAUUUCCGCCUAGAUGGCUCGACCUCGCCCGAGAACCGGAAUAUAUGGUGUAAUUUAUUUAACAAACCUACCAACACAAGAGCCAGACUAUUCCUCAUAUCCACGCGUGCCGGUGGACUUGGAAUAAACUUAACUGCGGCGAAUAGAGUGAUCAUAUUUGAUGCCAGUUGGAAUCCUUCUCAUGAUGUGCAAAGUAUAUUUCGAAUAUACAGGUUUGGGCAGAAGAAGCCGUGUUACGUAUAUCGAUUUCUCGCGGCGGGAACAAUGGAAGAAAAAAUCUACAAUCGCCAAGUUACAAAGCUUUCACUCUCGUGUCGCGUUGUGGACGAACAACAGAUUGAACGGCACUACAGUAAUCAUAAUCUAAACGAGUUGUACAUGUGGGAGGGAUAUAAUGACAAGGAGAAACCUACGUUGAAUUUGCCGAAAGAUAGGUUGCUAGCAGAGAUAUUCUUGAAAUUCAAGGAUAUCGUAGAAAAUUAUCAUGAACAUGAUUCUUUAUUGGAAAACAAGGCUGAAGAAGAAUUAAACGAAGAAGAACGUAAACAGGCCUGGUUGGAAUAUGAAGAGGAGAAGAAAGGAAAACCGCUAAUAAAUCCAAUGAAUAUGGCUUAUCAAAAUAAUAUGCUUUUGCAACAAUAUAACAUGAUGAUCAACUCCAUGCAGUCUAACAUUAUGUCUCAAAAUAUGCCUAUACAGAAUAUGGCAGAGUAUGACAAUCUCCAACAGCUUAUUCGUAAGGAUUAUCCCAAUGCGACACCGGAGCAGCAGAAACUGAUAACGAAUCGAGCCUUAAUGGAAAUGUAUAAUUAUUGGGAGAAGCAAGCCACAUUAUACAAUAAGCAACAACCAAUGCGAGCCAAUCAAAUUUUGCCGAAUUAUCAGCAAAGACCGCAAGCCACGACUUUUCAACAGAUGUCAUCAGUAUCAAAUAACAGCAACGUACACAUAAAUCAACCAGUCUCGCAGUUAAACACACUGCUUUCGGGAGGGCAAUCGAUGAAUUAUGUAAACGUGAAUAAGCCUGCGCAAUCGAAUGCACAGAUGGGAGGAGAUUUACUUCCAAAUAUAUUUACAUAUCGAAAUACUCCAUCUUCCAACAACAAAGGCGGACAGACGGACCAAGAUGUAAUAGAGGUGAUCCCUACUACAAGUAACGUGGGUGUAGCGCGCCAGAGCGGAAUGAGUAGCACACCAGUAGCUGCCCUACCAAUUGAUAACACUAAAAUCCAAGAAGAGUAAACUUCGUACAUAAUAUUUUAUACGAAUUAUUUUUCACGGUAGUAGGUUGAUAUAAAUCUCGAAUUACACACAAAAACAUAACUAAGAAAAAAAUACGAGCUGUAUACGAAAAUAUACGUUAUGUUUAUUUCCUAUGUAAUAGAAAAUGUACUAAUAUUUUGUGUUAAGAUUAAUACUAAACAGAGAAUCGACGUGCACGUAAACAAAGUUGCGUAGUUACAUGUUCAAAAUUUACUAUACAAUAGUACAUACAAUGCGGAAUAAAGUAAAAGAGAUCCAAGUGUUUAUAAAAAUGCA
Messenger RNA from Monomorium pharaonis (pharaoh ant), 8124 nucleotides. RefSeq names its product transcriptional regulator ATRX. Gene Ontology annotation, molecular function: ATP binding; ATP hydrolysis activity; ATP-dependent chromatin remodeler activity. The coding region runs from base 760 to 7827 and encodes 2355 amino acids. The transcript is spliced from 21 exons. Gene Ontology annotation, cellular component: nucleus. The record is from RefSeq and is a predicted model, not a curated record. Lineage: Eukaryota; Metazoa; Arthropoda; Insecta; Hymenoptera; Formicidae.